Messenger RNA from Cydia fagiglandana, 1637 nucleotides. RefSeq names its product vacuolar protein sorting-associated protein 26C. Gene Ontology annotation, biological process: intracellular protein transport. The record is from RefSeq and is a predicted model, not a curated record. The coding region runs from base 45 to 947 and encodes 300 amino acids. The transcript is spliced from 7 exons. Lineage: Eukaryota; Metazoa; Arthropoda; Insecta; Lepidoptera; Tortricidae. Gene Ontology annotation, cellular component: endosome.
AACAGAAAUUUCGAAAUUCCGAAGUUCAUUGUGUAAAUGCUAUAAUGUCUACAAGCUUAACAAUCAACUUAAAGAGACCCAGCAAAGUAUAUCAUGAAGGGGAAGUGAUCGCAGGCGUGGUGGUGGUGGAGAGCCCGGGUGACACGCGGCACGAGGGCCUCACGCUGGUGGCCGAGGGCGCGGUGAACCUGCAGCUGAGCUCCAAGAAUAUUGGCCUGUUUUCCAACACCUUGAAGCCAAUCAACCUGUUAAACACCUCAGUGGAGUUGGCCCCUCCUGGCAAGAUCCCGGGCGGUGUAACCGAGAUCCCCUUUGAGAUCCCGCUGCGCGCGCGGCAUGCCACGUCCCCAGGGUACCCGGGGCUGCUCGAGACCUACCAUGGGGUGUUUGUCAAUAUUAUGUACACACUCAAGUGUGGGAUGAAGAGGUCUUUCCUGAAUAAGCCAUUGAAUGCGACUUGCCAGUUCUUUGUGCAACAUAGACAUCAAGAGCCACCAGUAGUGAAGCCAGUGCGCUGCGAGAUCACACCAGCCUCCGUCCGAGCCGGCGGCGGCACGCGCGCCCCCAUGCCCGCCUUCACUAUCUACGCCGAGAUAGACUCCACUGUCUGCCCGCUCGACAAGCCUCUCACCGGCAAGAUUCGCGUGGACGAGUGCUCUGUGCCGAUCAAGUCCAUAGAGCUGCAGCUAGUGCGCGUUGAGACCUGCGGCGAUUCUGAAGGGUUUUCGAGGGAUGCAACGGAGAUCCAGAACAUCCAAGUAGGAGAGGGUGACGUAGCGCGAGCGAGGGACAUCCCUCUCUACAUGGUGCUGCCGAGACUCUUCACUGCACCCACAACCGCAACCGUGCACUUCAAAAUCGAAUUUGAAUUGAACAUCGCCGUGAUUUUUGAAGAUGAUUAUUUGGUGACAGAAAAUUUUCCUAUACUGCUUCUGCGAAGUAGAUAGCGGAAGAGAGAGCGACGUGGGGACCAUGAAUAAUUUUCAAGAGCGUUUAUUUACAUACAAUGUAGUAUUUACAUUUUCUAAUAUAAAUGUUAAGUUUUAUCUUUAUUAAUUUAUUUUAAGUUCAUAAUUAUGAGGUAUAACUGGGUCAAGCAAAUCUUGUCAGCAGCAAACGGCGGCAAAUUUGAAAAAUCGCGGGUUAGCAACACUGUGUUCGAAAAUUUCCAAAAUCGCGUGUCAUCUGUGCUUUAUCUGUGGAAUGUGGAUCGCGAAUGACAGCUAUCAUCUUUGUUUACAUUCUGAAUCGAUUCUAUUUGAAGAGAUAUUUCUGCUGUGUCACCAUUAAAUACCAAUAUAUUAAAUAAGAUUGUGCUUAAUCAAAGCUAAGAUGCCUACAAUGCUUACGGUGGCAACUGAGAAAUCUAAUAAAAUAUUAAAAUCCAGUAGUAGGACAUCUACCUGCUGAAGCAAUGAUUUUAUUGAUACAUUCUUGUUUAACGGCAUAGUCCACUUCUAAUUUUAUUUUGAGAUCUUCAAAUUAGUUUUUAUCAACAUCACACACCGCUUUUAAAUUGUCCGUCCAUACCUAUUAAUAACAAUUUCAAACAUUUUCAAUAGAGAAUCCGCGAGUGACAAUUUGAAUUGACGGGCGCGCUCAGCGGAAAAAAAAGUUUAGGUUCGAUGUACAGACCG